GCGGCACGAGAUGAAAUCAGAAUAUGAAAAUAUUUCGUUUUUACAUGAUUUUACUGUGAUAUAUAUUCGUUAAAAGGAAACGGAAUUUACUAAACAGCACAACUAUGCCAGAGAUACAGCUGGUGGAUAUUCUUCAGGAACUUGGAGAGGGCGAUAAUGAUGACCCCAGCGAUACACCAGAGAUCAGGAAGGAAAAAAUAUGCAAAAAGCGGAAAGCCAUCUGUAAAAUUAUCAAUUCGCUUCUUUUGGAUCUUGACAAAGUUGCCGAUGAUAUUACCAAGCAUGGGAAGUCUCCGGCAACGGAGGUGGUCCUCCCGUUCAUUGGGUACUGCACCGCGACAUUCCCACAGGUAUUCGUGGCCACCUCUCCUCUUGGAUCAGAAACGCCCGCCUUGUCCCAAAUGAAAUCUGAAGAGGUGUGCAGAGAGGAACAACUUUGUCAUUCAUUCACCUUAUGGAUAAUCGAGCGACUUCUCUGUAUUCUUGGUCACCCCAGCUGCACGGUGCUGCACGACAAGGCUUUGAGCGCCCUGAUAUCCAUUUUCAAGCUGCUGAGAUGGAAAGAACCACACGCCUUCCUUAUUUUGAUAUCCGAGUUGAUUUCUUGCCUCGGAGAUCUUGCACUUCUCUAUGAUCAGUUCUGUGACGAUUGUGUCGUCCUGGAAUCAACCAUCAUCAAAAGAUUCAGCCCAGCUUGUCCAACAGGUGCUGCUGCAGCUAAGACUAACGUUGAUGAUAUAGAAAUGUGUCAGAAACCAGUGAUCGUUUCUACACCAGAAUCAUGCGAGUUGUUACAGAUAGCUAUUACGAGUAUCUUCAUGACCAAUCUGACUGAGGCCUGCCAGAGUGCAGUUGCUGGCGCUAAGGUGGACCUGCUCUGGGGAGCUAUUGGGUGUCAGGUAGAAUAUGGAGCUCCCAAUGUUAAAAAGGUCUCACUUGAUGCGAUGACUAUGUUGUUGAAGUACGUUGGCCUUCCAUCUCCCCAGCCCUUGGAUUAUGCUGUGUCUUGUCUGGAGGGAAUGAUUGACUUCAUUGUGGAGGAACAGGGCAUGUUUGGAAGCACAACAGAUGGCCUUGAGGAGAGUUGGUGUAGCUGUUUCUCGCAAUUCUUCAUCGCCAACAAGGGCUUUGGAAGCAGCAACAAUCUCGAGCUGUACCAUUUUGAACAAAUGUUGGUGUCACUGACGUCUGCUGUGGCCAGACACCGACCGGAGAAACUUUCAAAUGAACUGAUGGCGAAGAUGUGCACGCUUGUCAUGAAGGUUUGGAAGGAGAUGCCGGCAAGCGUGAUUCAGAGUCCCUCGUUGAAGGAGAUCAGGUCCAAGUGGAGUUCACAGCUUUGUUUUGAAAUAGGGAUGCUUACCACUGCACAGUUCCUUGUCCCUUGUGUAUGGUUUGAGCUGGACCUCGAACUUGAGGAUAAGUUCUGCUCUCAAGAGGACCUUUUUGCGAAAUCAGAUGUGGACCCACAAUCGUCAGUUGCUGGUGGAGUACUCUAUCAGGAACUGCUAAGAAAGAGAACUUUUGUCCUCACGCAGUUGAUGAACCUCGGCCAGAAUGAUGGCAGUAGUGUGUCGCGGAUGGUGGAGGGGCUAAGGGUUAUUACAGAAGUCCUCUCAAUGGCGCUGCUAUCAAAGCAUGCCAAGAAUGUUCUGGCACUGAGCCCAGGGUUCGCGUCUGAGGAGUUCCUGGUGACUUUGUGUGAUGUCUUCAGGAGUACUCUGAGGUUCCUUGCUGCUGAACAGAUGCAAGCCGAACAUGUUGCCCAGAUUUACAGCCAGAUUGUCAGGACCAUGGGUGCAAUCCUUGUGGUUGGAGAUGUGAUGAAAAGUACUCCCGAUUUGUGGUUGGAUUUCUCAUGGAUGUUGACUCUCCAGUGGUUACCAAAUGAUAUAUCUUGGUUGGACCUGAAGCGUAACGACAGUAAAGAGAUCGCCCAACUGGCUACAGUCCUUGCUGACAAAUUGUCCCCACAGUCUCUCUGUGACUGUGUCUCAGUGCUGGGCUUGAUGCCAAAGGAAGUGUGUCCUCAGUGGCGAUCCAAGGUGAUGCAGAGUGCCUUGAACGACUCUGAUAAAGGGCUCAAGUGUUGGUCAAUCCAUUGUUUCCCAACCCUGCUAUACUACUAUGGACCCAAUGGCAAUCAUCUUGUGUAUGACUUACUGCACCACCUAGUUAAGGAGACCUGCACGAAGGUGUCUUGUGAACUCGCUCAAAUUUAUGGACCAUUGGCCUGUGUUGUUUCAAGGAAGGCCGUCUUACAAUCUCCUGCUGGACCUGACUUUAGUCGACCUCUCUAUGAGUUGAUGGAACUGAAGUGCACUUCUUGUGACCCUUUGCCUGACAAUGACAAGUCGGGCAGGCCCAGACUUGUCGACCCGGGCAUGUUCCUGCCAUUUCUACAUUUACUCAAAUUGGAAGAGAAACAAGUUAGACUUGGCAUUGUUGGAAGUCUAAAGAGGGUGUUUGGCCAUAUUGAACUUCGAGCCAACAAUACUGCCACUGUUGACAUGAUGAACAAGUGCCUUUGUCUCAUCGAGGAUUCUGAUUACAAUGUCAGGUUGGCUUUCAGUGAAAUCAUGCAGAAUCUCGUGAGUGACAGCCGCUCAGACAAGGCCAGUGAAACCGAUGAAGCCAUUAUAAACAAACUCAAGGAAGUCAAGAUGCUCGCCAUUGAUAACUCCAACCAUCGACUUCAGGAGACUGUCCUUAUCACUAUUGGACAGCUUGGAAAGUCAAGCCAAGGACAUCUGUUGAUCAUGUCCAUCAUCUGUCUCCUGGAGAGUCUUAUCUCGACGACGCCAUUUGUAGCAGCCGUGGCAAAUCAGCAGAUCCAAGCUGUAGCAAAACACAAAGAAAUGACCAUGCAGCAACUAUUCAUGCAAUUCAGGAUGCAGAUAUGCUCGGUAUUUGCUGAGCUGAUGUAUGAGGUGCAGUCUCGGGCUGACAGCAAGAUGAAGAAACCCAAGAAGAUUCUGGAAGCUUUGGCAAAUGUGUUUGAUUUUGCUGAUGUGGAAUCCUUUCUGAAGCGAACCUAUGAGAAAUACUUCAUUCCAUACCUGGUGAGCAAGGCCAAUGCCACCACAUCACAGCUCAUCAAGAUCAUUGCCAAGACUCUCCAUGUGAAUUAUGCCAAGGUUUUGAUCAGCAGUACCAAGUACACAUUUUGCUAUCUAGUGCGGACGUGUGGCCAACAGGACCUGGAUACCGCACUUCAGUACCUUCAGACAGAAACCAAAGUACAACUGCAGUCCCUGUUCAGGUUGGACUGCCAGAAACUGCAAAAUGAACUGCUGCUCUAUCUUGGAACUCAUUAUAACGAGGUCUUCAAUGCUCUGAAAAUGUUGGCAAAGACAGAGGAUAAGUUGGUGAACACAACCGAAGAGAUGGCCGACUUUCUGCAGCCACGUUUGCUUGGCAUCCUGGCAUCUUUUGAUACACACUUCUUGACCAACAGUGUUCCAUUCCCCGAGAAGAGAAUGGCCCUGAAGAGUUUGACUGCCAUCAUGACACUGAUGGGUACCAAGCACAUCACCACGGUGAGAGUGAAGGUGAUGACCACCCUGAGGAUAGGCCUUGGCUUCAAGGACAAGGACAUACCGGAGGUGUGCUGUAAGGCUUGGAACACAUUCGUUCGAAGUGUUCACAUUUCCUCCCUUGGCCCAAUGCUCUCCCAGAUAGUGGUCACCCUCAUCCCCCUACUCAACAAACUACCAAUUCAAGUUGCCACUAUCUUCAAUUUCUUGAUCAUUGAAAAUCGGCGAGCUUUGAAGCAGCAUUUCCACGAGUUGUACUUCAUGCCAGAUAUACCAGAGCUGGCAGACGUCAAUGCUCUUCUAAAGAAAUGCCAAGAGGGACAGCAAAGCUCCAGUCUUAAGACCCAGAUGUCACAUCUGUUGAAAGGUGUUGGUCAUGAGAGUCCAGAUGUGCGGAUGCAUGCUCUGACGAAGCUGAAGCAACUGCUGCAUACUAACCAGAGCGCUAUACGGGAAAUGGUCCUCGGGAAUGAGUUGGCUGAUCCGAUGGUCUCUCAGAUUGCUGGUGCUCUAUUAGGUGGUUGUCGUGAAUCCGAUUCCAAGAUUCGUUGCCUGUCUGGAGAAUGCCUUGGUGAACUAGGUGCUAUUGACCCCGGGAGGUUGGAUUUGAAGACCAACAACCCAAAAGAAGAACAGGCCAAGUUUCACGCUUCAGUCAACGAUUCGAACUUUGCGUUCGAUUUGAUCAAUGAGCUGGCUAGAGCUUUCCUUGCUGCAGAAGAUGCAAGAACACAGGAUUGCUCGGCAUUGGCCAUUCAGGAAUUGUUGCAGAUCUAUGAGGUGAGCUCGACGGAAGAGGGGAGUCCUGGGAGCCGACUGUGGAACAGAUUCCCAGAACAUGUCCAGGAGAUACUGUCUCCUCUGUUAAUGUCCAGGUAUAUUUUGUCGACCACUUCCGAUUGGAGCACGCUUCCCCAUCCUAUCUACCACAGCAAGAAAGGGAACAACUUCAAUGACUGGGUGUGCACCUGGACUGGCUAUCUGAUCUCAAAGGUGGCUGCCGACAAGCCGAUGAGAGUGUUCCAGUCAUGCAGCGCCGCGAUUAAAUACAAUGCCCACUUGGCUCUGUACCUCCUUCCACACGUGCUCAUUCAUGCCCUCCUUGAUGGAACUCCUGAAGAAAAUGAAAUCAUCACCCAGGAAAUCCUAGAAGUCCUGAGUCACGUGAAGAAAGCAGACACGAUACUCGGCAGUGUGUCGGAUUUCCGACAUCUGAGCGCGCAGACGGUUUUCUCGGUUUUGGACCAUCUGACUAAAUGGAUUCGGCACCGCAUCCAAACCCUGUCCAGCACUGGCUCAAGAUCCUCAAGGGAUACACCUCAGUCCUGUCCCUCCUACAUCGAUGAUGCCGAGUAUAAGACAAUAAAGAACUUCCUUGAGAAGAUUCCCCAGGACCUGCUGGCUGCUGCCUCAUAUAACUGCAAGGCAUACACCAGAGCUCUCAUGCAUAUUGAACAGUUCAUCAAACUUGAGAACCAGAGUGUCCAGGACAAUUUAGACUUCAUUCAGAAAAUCUACGUGGCCAUGGACGAGCCAGAUGGUGUGAGAGGAGUUACAGCCGCCUGUCAGCAGCAGCUCACUCUCCAUGAACAGAUCCUAGCUCAUGAAAGCAUAGGUCAGCUCCAAGAUGCCACAGCAUGUUAUGAACAAGUGAUUCAACUUGAACCAGACAAGAUCACACACCACCAGGGCCUGCUGAAAUGUCUGAUGGAUCUCGGGCAGACGACCACAGCUCUCUAUCACGUCAACGGAAUCCUUGCUGAUUGGCCUGAGUGGAGUAACCAGCUGAAUGCGUUCAGGAUUGAGGCAGCUUGGAAGCUGAGCAACUGGGAUAGUUUAGAUGGCUACCUCAAAAAGGAGCAUAGCAGUGCCAACUGGAAUGUUCACCUCAGUAAGAUCUUCCUGGCUGCCAGAUCUCGGGAUGUUGGUUCGUUCAUGAAGCAGCUUGAGAUUGCUCGAUGCGAUCAGAUGGGUCCGCUCUCUGCCGCUAGUAUGGAAAGUGGCUCCUACCAGCGGGGCUACGAGUACAUUGUAAGGCUUCACAUCCUGAACGAAAUUGAGAAGGGUGUGCAUAGCUUGCUUCACCGGGGCAGAUGGCCUGGCACAGACAAUGAAAUCUUGUCACCUUUGACCAAGAAUCAGCUUUUGUCUCAGUGGGAAUCGAGGCUGUCUUUGGUUCAGUCCUCCUUCCGAAGUUUGGAGCCAAUCCUAAUCAUACGACGAGUCCUGAUGUCAUUGGGCCAGGAGUGCAUUGACUACUCUCUCGACAAGGAAAUCGGUCGUUGUUUUCUCCAGAGUGCUAGAGUUGCCCGAAAAGCUGGUCACAAUCAGACUGCUUACAGUUCACUUCUAAAAGCCAGUGAGUUCAACCUACCUGAGUUCGUUGCAGAGAAAGCGAAGUGGCUUUGGCAGAGGGGUGAUAAUGACGGUGCCCAGUCGUUCCUCGAGAAGGGUGUCAAGACUCAUUACAGCGACUUGGAGCGUAUCCGAGCAGAGGUUGAUCCCGAUAAGAAAAAGGAGGAGGAGCUAUCGUAUGCCAAGACGCUCCUCCUGUUGGCGAUUUACAGUGAAGAGACGGCGUGUGUCGCCGUCAAUCCAUUGAUGAGGAAGUACAUGGACGUAAUGGAUGUCAAACCAGACUGGGAAGCUGGCUACUUCCAUCUGGCCAAGUACUAUGACAAAGUGAUGCAUACAAUGCCCGAUCUAACUGAUGAGAAAAAAGCUCAAUGCCUCGGGCCGAUUACUCUGAACUUUGGUAAAUCAUUGAUGUAUGGCAAUGAAUAUAUCUACCAGUCGAUGCCCAGGAUGUUGAGUUUGUGGUUGGACAACAGUGCCAAGUUCUUGGAGGAGAAGGCCAAGAUGCCGAAAAAUACCCCAGCGAUGAAUGCGAUUAAGGCCCACCACGAGAAAGCCAAUAAGAUGCUAGAAGACUUUAGCACGAAACUUCCUGCUUACCAGUUCCUCACCGCCCUCCCACAGCUUGUGUCGAGGAUAUGUCACGCAGAUGCAGGUGUCUUUUACAUCAUUGUGGAAAUUGUCAAGAAAGUUCUGGUACAAUAUCCACAGCAGGCCAUGUGGCUCAUGAUGGCUGUCUCGAAGUCUUCCUACCCGAUACGAAUGAAGCGCUGUCAGGAAAUAUUCAGCCAAGCAAAACAAAUGGAUUCCAAGCUGGACAGGUUUUUGAUGGAUGCCACGAAACUGGUUGAUCGUCUGCUUGACUUGUGCAAUAAGAAGGUUGAAGGCAACAUUGUAACGAUCAGUAUGGCGCAGCACUUUAGGACCCUCAAACGUCUUGUGGAGGACAAUCGCUUCAGUCGAAUCUUGGUUCCCCUGCAGUCGGCGCUGACUGUUACACUUCCUUCUACCCCAGGAUCUCAUGCUGAACAUGAUGCUUUCCCAGAGCAGAAUGUCUACAUCAGUGGAUUCGAGGAUACAGUAGAAAUCUUGCCGUCGCUUCAGAAACCAAAGAAAAUCACUAUGCGAGGUAGUGAUGGGAAACUCUACAUCAUGAUGUGUAAACCCAAGGAUGACCUGCGUAAGGAUUGUCGCCUGAUGGAGUUCAAUGGAAUCGUCAACAAGUGUCUGAGGAAGGAUCCGGAAUCGCGACGGCGACAGCUCCACAUUAGGACUUACGCUGUGGUGCCCCUGAAUGAGGAGUGCGGCCUAAUUGAGUGGGUGUCCCACACACAAGGCUUCAGGAACAUCAUCAUCAAAAUCUACAAGGAAAGACGCAUAUACUGCACAGCACCAGAACUGAAGAAAAUGCAACCUGCAUUACAAGCUUCAGAAGAAACUAAAUUAAAUAUCUUUAAUACCAAGAUGUUGCCUCGACAUCCUUCGGUGUUUCACGAGUGGUUCAUGAGAACAUUUCCCGACCCAACAUCAUGGUACAUGGCCAGAUUGUCGUACGCUCGCACUGCGGCAGUCAUGAGUAUGGUCGGGUACAUCCUCGGUCUCGGUGACCGCCAUGGGGAGAACAUCCUCAUGGACUCGACCAACGGUGACGUUCUCCAUGUCGAUUUCAACUGCUUGUUCAAUCGGGGUGAGACGUUUGAUUGGCCAGAAGUCGUUCCGUUCCGGUUGACCCACAACAUGGUGGGAGCUAUGGGUCCAAUGGGGUAUGAGGGCGUGUUCCGGCAAGCUUGUGAGGUCACCAUGAGAGUUAUGAAAAAUGAAAAGGACCCCUUGAUGAGCGUGUUGAAGACGUUCAUCUAUGAUCCGUUGGUAGAGUGGAGUAAGCAACCAAAGGGCAAAUCGCCAGAGACUGGUGAAAUCAAGAACGAGAAGGCACAGCACCACGUUCAGGCUAUAGAGUCACGAUUAGAGGGCAUCAUCAAAGUUGGCAUGAGAAGGGGUCGAAACAUGCUUCCUCUUUCAGUUGAGGGCCACGUCAAUCAUGUCAUUCAGGAGGCGACCAACCCAAAGAACCUUAGUAAAAUGUACGUUGGCUGGGCUGCCUAUCUAUGAGUUGGUAGGACCAUGGAAGAAAGAGGUACUGAAGCAUGGAUGCAGCCUAAUAAUGAGCCGUUGGAGGUGAAAAGAUCAUGAUUCUUGUAGUUUCUGAUUUGUGAUUUGCGGUGCCAAACCCACUUUGCCGACAAUGGACGUAUCUAAAAUGUCUUGUAAAGCUACCAAAACAACAGCUUAUCUUUGAGACGCUGGGAUGAUAGUGGAUAAAAAAGUUGUGAGGAAUGAUGGCUGUUGCUUCCUAUUGUGCUAUCAGUGAAGCCAAAACCUCAAUUGGUGAGGAUACCAAAAGACUUCUUGUACCGUACCGGUAUGUAAAGCUGUCAUUCAGAGGACUGGGGCACGGAGAGACUAGCCUCGGGGAUAAACAGGGGAUUAACCCUUUGCCUACGUAAUGCGUACCCUGUACGCAGUAAUUUGCUAUCCCAGGACACGUCACUCAUACUGGGUACGCCUCAAAAAAAUUGCGUUUUAAGUGAAUGCAUAGUACUGCCAUCUGCUAACAACUUUUGUAACUACUCUAAUAAUUGAUAAUAAAGCUGUCAAAGUUUACAAUGUGCCAGUUUUUCGUGCGGAGAACACAUUGGAUGUUUAGAGUUUGACCUGCACCUGCAGUAUGAAACAUGAAAGACAUUUAGGCACCGUUUCCACAAAAUUUAUACAUCUAUGGAUUAUUUCUGCUGGCUGUAAAGAUGAUUACUUUUCAAUAAAC
Molecule: messenger RNA, 8715 nt
Organism: Lineus longissimus
Lineage: Eukaryota; Metazoa; Nemertea; Pilidiophora; Heteronemertea; Lineidae
Product: serine/threonine-protein kinase ATR-like
Exons: 64
Coding region: 105-8003 (2632 amino acids)
Biological process (GO): telomere maintenance; DNA damage checkpoint signaling; protein phosphorylation
Cellular component (GO): nucleus
Molecular function (GO): protein serine/threonine kinase activity; protein binding
Source: RefSeq, a predicted model, not a curated record